Acaulospora colombiana is the source of this 346-nucleotide messenger RNA. NCBI's taxonomy places the organism in Eukaryota, Fungi, Glomeromycota, Glomeromycetes, Diversisporales, Acaulosporaceae. The record is from the annotation of a GenBank genome assembly.
AUGCUACAAGGAUGCAGUUCUCACGGCGGGCACGACACACCGAAUCUCCUUGCCAACACACUUGAGAAUAAGUAUCAUUGGAAAUGCCUGGAUGCAUCCACCAAUCCCCUACACCUGAAAGAAUGUGAUCGCAAACUUUCCCAGAUUAGUUUUUCACUGGGGUUUCUGCAGCAAAAUUUUGAAGGGUGUAAUAGACCAUUGAAAAUAUUCGGUCCCGGAAACACCGUUCUAGCAUGGAAUGAGAGAGACAAUACGCUGAUGAUGAAUUCGACAAAUCAUGCUCAAAAUGCUGAAUGGUGUUAUGGGGAAUCGAAUUAUGAGGGCUCGUAUCUCAUACAACCAUACG